AUGUCCAAGCUGGUCGAUGGGGAAGAGACGGAAAUUUGCGCAUUUCGGAAGUCCGCUUUACCGGUCCAUGCCUUGGAUCUUCACACAGGUUCACACGUGAAUGUAAUCAACACCAAAUUAGCACCAGGCAGACUGUCCCCUUUCCAUUCCAUCCGUCUCCAUGUUGCAGGCAAAAAGAAGGCUGUCGCCACUCUGGACACGAAAUGUACAGUAGGGCAUCUUGGUCGUUCUAGAAGCACCAGCGGCGAGAUUGCGCACUCCGGAGAAACCCUUUUCCGAUAUCAAAGGAAAGCUCGAAACUUCAGAGGCGAUGCAGCGCAAUUUGGCCACAGCUACCACUUCAUCAGGCCAAAGCCACUCCACGCGUUCAUCUUUGCGCUUCUUUGUCGCAGAACAACCCCCGCAUCAGCCGCCAACAUGUCCUGGAGAAGUCAAGGCAUCACGGGCUCCAACAACAUCCCGCUUGGGAAAUCGCGACGCUUCGGCGGCGAAGAGGAAGAGAAUGGCAUCGAAGAACGCGAUCUCAAACGGGGCCGCGAUCCUGAACCACGAAGCGAAGCCGAUGGCCCUCGUCGUCGCAAGAAGCGCAAUCGAUGGGGCGACGCGUCCGAGAACAAGGCUGCCGGUCUUAUGGGGCUCCCGACCGCCAUUCUCUCGUCCAUGACGAGCGAGCAGCUCGAAGCCUACACUCUGCAUCUUCGUAUUGAGGAAAUCAGCCAGAAGCUUCGCAUCGACGACGUCGUCCCCGCAGAUGGUGACCGAUCCCCAUCACCGCCCCCCCAGUACGACAACCAUGGUCGACGUAUCAACACCCGAGAAUAUCGUUAUCGAAAGCGCCUCGAGGACGAACGCCACAAGCUGGUCGAAAAGGCCAUGAAGACCAUUCCUAACUACCACCCGCCCCAGGAUUACCGCAGGCCAACAAAGACCCAGGAGAAAGUCUACGUGCCUGUUAACGACUACCCGGAGAUUAACUUCAGUAUGAUUGCUAACCCUUUAACCCUAACCACUAACUCCCCCUUUCUUUCCUUCAACUUGGACUAUGAUCAGACCCUCGUUACUAUGCCGAUAUGCGGCGUUCUCUCCCCCAAAGUUGGUUUACUUAUCGGACCUCGUGGUAAUACACUAAAGAAGAUGGAGAAUGACUCUGGAGCCAAGAUUGCCAUUCGUGGCAAGGGCUCCGUGAAAGAGGGCAAGGGUCGUUCUGACGCAGCUCACUCCAGUAACCAGGAGGAAGAUCUUCACUGUUUGAUCAUGGCAGAUACCGAAGAAAAGGUCAACAAGGCGAAGCAGCUGAUCCACAACGUCAUUGAAACCGCGGCUUCGAUUCCCGAAGGCCAAAACGAGCUCAAGCGUAACCAGCUUCGAGAACUUGCAGCGCUCAACGGAACUCUUCGAGACGACGAGAACCAAGCCUGUCAGAACUGUGGUAAGAUUGGACAUCGCAAAUAUGAUUGUCCUGAGCGACAGAACUACACCGCCAGCAUCAUCUGCCGAGUUUGUGGCAAUGCAGGCCAUAUGGCUAGAGAUUGUCCGGAUCGCCAGAGGGGUGCCAAUUGGCGCAACGACGCGGGUGGCCGACCUGCAGGUAGGAUCGGGGGUGGUGAUGCCGUUGAUCGUGAAAUGGAGCAACUCAUGCAAGAACUUGGCGGCGGCUCCGGAGCUGCCCCGGCGCAGAUUGAGGCUGGCCCAAGUAGCAACAGCAACUACAACGGGAACAGCGAUGCGAAGCCAUGGCAGCGAGGACCUACCGGUGGACCUGCACCAUGGAGAUCCCGCAACCAAGACUCUAACGAUGGGGGCAAUGGAGGAAGCUCUGCGGCUCCUUGGGCUCGCGAUCGCAAUCGCGGCCACGAGAACAGCAACGGCAACGGCCAUGGCGGCGAAAACAACUACUAUGGACAGAACUAUGGCUCUUCGUCUGGAGGAGCAGCCCCGUGGCACCAACAGGCUCACCAGGCACCUCAACACCAGGCUCCUGGAAUGGGUGGGUAUCCCAACUACGCUGCGUAUGGUGGCUAUGGCGCUGCACCUGGUAUGGGCGCUCCUCCUGGCCUCCCUCAAGCUGGUGCUGCCGGUCUAUCUGCUCCUCCAGGUCUGGGUCCCCUCAAUGCUCUCAUCCAGCAGUACGCAGGCUCCGCACCGCCUCCUCCUCCUCCUUCUGGAGAUGCUCCUCCUCCACCCCCGAGCGAUCAGCCCCCGCCGCCUCCGCCCCCUGGCGCGUAAUCAUUGGCCACGUAACUUGGGCCAACUGCCUUUACUCAAAUAUACUCAACAGACUGUAAUAGGGAUCAAAGUAACAUGAGACCGUACUCACAGGAUUUAUUCGACGGAUAGUGUUCAAUUCGGGGCUCAAAGAAAGAAAGAAAGAAAGAAAGACAGCCCAAUUGCUCUUGGUCCGAAUCAUGGGAUUUUUUACAUCACCUCACCUCUAGGCUGUUAUGGCUUCGUAGUAGGCCUCUUUGCAUGUUUGUCCGUUUGGGGAAGCAGACUAAUCGCACAGGCUCUUUAUCUUUGUUUUCUGCAACUUUACUCUAUAAAUGUAUCAAGUGUAGCUGUAUGGAAUAAUGUCCUGUUUUAG
Molecule: messenger RNA, 2581 nt
Organism: Trichoderma virens Gv29-8
Lineage: Eukaryota; Fungi; Ascomycota; Sordariomycetes; Hypocreales; Hypocreaceae
Exons: 8
Coding region: 1-2226 (741 amino acids)
Biological process (GO): regulation of mRNA splicing, via spliceosome
Cellular component (GO): nucleus
Molecular function (GO): zinc ion binding; mRNA binding
Source: RefSeq, a predicted model, not a curated record